Harpegnathos saltator (Jerdon's jumping ant) is the source of this 811-nucleotide messenger RNA. RefSeq lists its product as uncharacterized. Bases 248 to 811 code for a protein of 187 amino acids. The record is from RefSeq and is a predicted model, not a curated record. Lineage: Eukaryota; Metazoa; Arthropoda; Insecta; Hymenoptera; Formicidae. The transcript has 4 exons.
GAUAUUUAACAACAUCAUCAGAUGAAGGACCCCCACAGAGGAGGCGCUUUGCAGCAUCUGCUGCAGCUGGUUCUAUCAAUGACGACAUAGAUGAAAUAACAAGAACCUUGGAGGAUGAAGCUACAACUUUUAAUAUAGAAACACACGUUCAACCUACAUUAAAUAUACAAUCAUUUACAAACACUAAUACUGGACAUAAUACACAAACACGUACUGGACAUAAUACACAUACACGCCUAACAUACAGAUGCACACACACACCUCACCCAUGCAAACAUACACAAAUACAUUACCAACACAAACACAUUUUAUAUUGAAUAAAGAAGACGGACAAAUCCUGUAUACUAAUAACAGUUUGUCUCAUGUGCGAACUUCACAGCCAGUGCAGCAGGAGAAAGGCUUCCAAUAUGGUCAAGGCAGUGCAAUUUUCCCUCUGCAGGAUGACAAUCUAGAAAAAAGGAGAAGUGAAGCACUCUUGACCAGAAUGGAGGAACGCAUAAUUAACAUAGAGGUUGAAAUUAAAAAAUUGAGUGCAGGUAUAAAUAAAAUAUUAAAGUGCAUCCAGGAUCGCCAAUCCGCGUUGAGAAAACUAGAAGGCUUACCUAUUACAACUAUUCAACAAAUGAAGGAGUUAGAACAAUCAACAGAAGAAUAUUAUACCGAUGUUGUCAAUUACUUUCAUUAUAUUGGCGGCUUCACUUUGAAAGAAGCAACCAAUCUUUACCUCAGAGAGGGUUUGCACGACGCACUGGCGCCGUCAUAUACUUGGUUCGGCCGCGACGAAGGACGUCAAUCAUUAUAUCAGGUGUAG